AUGCCAUAUAAAGAGGGUGAAAAAUGUAGAACAAGAAGUGUGGUUGUUGGCUCCCCAUCCUCCCCCGGCCUGCUGUCUGUGGCUGAAUCCAGCCAGCUCAGCCAAUCAGCCCCCAGCAUCAUGGAACCACUACUGUGUUCAAACACUAUGAUCCAGGCCAGGGCACACAUCCAGACCCGACUGGGUUCUCAAGACACUGGAAAUGAACAAAAGCUCUCGCAGGGUCUCUUGCAUCCCAGAACACCCAAGCUGUUGGCACCACUAGACACCAGGCCCAGGGACAUUGGGGCUCUGCCAGUACUAAAGCCCCACGUUCCCCUGAAGCCCAUUAGUGGUAGCCCCCUUUGCUCCAGGACCCGGCUGAGGAGAGAGAGGCUGUCCCGGGGCAGCCCACGCACUGGCACUCUGACCACUAAGGGUGGCAGUGAGGAGAGUGGAUCCAGCAGCAGCCAGAGUUCCAUUGAUUUGGAGGAUGAGGAGGAGGAAGACAAGAGGGAUAUGCAUGAGAGAGCCUCAGGAGAAAACCAUCUGAAGUUUGUUGGAGACGGUUUGUUGCAGCAUUCAAACGAUGUGAGCUCCGCCGAGGCUGAUUUGGUUGGGGAGACAAUGUGGCAUUUUAAUGUUCAGUCGAGGAUCAGUCACAUUCCAGCGAUCCAUAAAUCAGCACAUAACCUGGAUGGAGAGCCUAUCAAUCACACAAGUGACCUUCUCAUCACUGAAAAAGCUAUAAACUCUCACUGUGAAGUCAAAGGCACCACAAAAGAGCCUGUUGACAGUCAGUCCUUUAUGAAAUUUAAUGAUGCACAACGAGGAGACAGUAUGAAUCCUACUAAAGACAAAGUGGACGAUGAAAUACCUAUCACAUCAAAGUCUAAGGAGGAAAAGAAUAAUGUUGGCGAAAGCACAGAGCCUGAAAACGGGGUUAGCCAAGGGACAACAUUUAAUAUGAAUGAUGACCUGUGUGAUGCUAUUAAAUCCUCUGAAGGGAAUUACAGACAUUACCUGCAGCAUAUAAAACAGACAGAAAGAACAAUGAAGGAUUCCUGGUAUGAAGAAGCCCGGGUAGAUAACCCAGUCCCUCAUAGAAAGGAUAUAAAGUUAAAUACUAGUACUGCUGAGAAGAGAACUGAGUUAUUUACUUCAGCUGUAACCCAUCCCCAGUCAGACAUGAAGGAGAGAGACGAGAAGGUGUUGAAAGUGUUAAAGCCUAUCCGGAGCAAGGAGAGACGAACCAGCAUUUGUAUGACUAUUCAAACGAACCAGCAGUCCUUGCUAGCGCACAAAGACAGAAGCAUCCUAAAUAAAUUGUCCAAAAGCAAUCUGAAGUACUCCUCACUUUCCACACAAGUUAAAGAUAAAACCAGGAAAACCCCUGACCUAGUAAUUAAUGGAGAGACAGUCACAAAGGUAAAACCAAAGCUUAAAUCUGUUAAAAGUGCUCAUUGCAACACUGGCACCCCAUCCCCACGAAAGAAAGUGAGUGAUCAUGCACAAAGCAAAAGAGCAAAUCCUGACAAGUUGAGCAGCAACAGCGUUCAACAGCACUCACCGGCGAGGGAGCUGAAGAGCAUCCGGCAGUUGAAGAGACCCGGUCUUGCAGGGACACCAAGGUCUAAAUCUGCUGUGGACUUCAUCACUUACAAAGACAUGUUUCAGCAGAUACAGAGUGGGGAGGAAGGACCAGCCAUCUAUGAGAUGUUUGCUGGUCCUAUCUUCGAUAACCUCCGAGUUUCCAGCUCUUGCGAGAAAGUGAAGGACCGGCAAGUGCAGUCAGCUAAAGUCAAACACAGACCAUUGAAACAAGCACAGAGUAAACUGAAGAGAAGUCCGGGGGAGAGAAUGGUGGUUUCAGCUAAAAGCAAACCAAGACUUGCAUCCUCUAGGGUGAAACAUAACCUCACACCUGUAUCAAAGAAGGGCCCACACAAAAUUAAGGAUGUGGGGGAGCACAAAGAGACUGAGUUAGUUCUCUCCAAUGAUGUUGACACUAAUCGCACUAGUGCUCAUGAAAAGAUACGGGUCUGA
Messenger RNA from Morone saxatilis (striped sea-bass), 2025 nucleotides. RefSeq lists its product as uncharacterized. The coding region runs from base 1 to 2025 and encodes 674 amino acids. Lineage: Eukaryota; Metazoa; Chordata; Actinopteri; Moronidae. The record is from RefSeq and is a predicted model, not a curated record. The transcript is spliced from 5 exons.